This is a messenger RNA of Aspergillus viridinutans, 2208 nucleotides long. RefSeq lists its product as uncharacterized. The transcript has 8 exons. Gene Ontology annotation, biological process: carbohydrate metabolic process. NCBI's taxonomy places the organism in Eukaryota, Fungi, Ascomycota, Eurotiomycetes, Eurotiales, Aspergillaceae. The record is from RefSeq and is a predicted model, not a curated record. Bases 1 to 2208 code for a protein of 735 amino acids.
AUGAAACGAUCAUUAUUCACAGGUCUUUCUGCUCUUCAAGCUCUCAAUGUUUUAGCCAGUCCUCUGAGUGAGAGGACUUCCGGUACACCCAAAUCAUGCAGUGAACCGCCCGCCACACUUGCACUAAGUAGCGGUCCAUAUGACAAUUACUUUUAUUCCGACUGCAAUGUUGCCGCUCAAGUCGUUGUUACUAGUCCACUACCUGACAGCAAUCUGAGCUUGAUCGGCCCUCGGCUGAUUGUAGCCUGGCCCGCGGGCAACAGCGGCAUCUGCACCUACUUUGCUCCCGAGAAUGGAGUCAACGGUACCCUGGGUAUUUCGGUCAUCAACUCUACCGUGGGAAGCCCGCUGUCCCUCAAUUACACGGCUAAAGAGCCAAACGCAGGAGUCGGGGUGCAAGGCACUCUCCGCUUCAACUCGUCGGCGGUCUUGACCGUCCCCAUUCUGGGCAGUAUUCGCACGAUCCGGGAUUUCGUCGAAGGGCCGAGUCUCCUACAGCCUAAGAUCCAGGAUGCCAUCCAGUUUACCAGCUCUCUUGAUGGAAGCGUGAUGCUCGAGCGUCUGUGGCUGGACAAUGUCACCACGAGCGCCAUCAAGUUUACUCCCGUCAACAGCACAUCCAAGGCCACCGUCUCCGGCAAGACGGUUAGAUUUGAGGCUGGUGACUACGCCUUUUCGGCAGAGAUUGACUAUCCGCAGUUGACCCAGCUGCCUCCGGCCGACGUACUAAACAAUGCCUCUACAGACCUUGUGUCUAAAAUGCCCGUUCAGACCACUGCGCUCUCGUUUCUCUCCUACUCCGAGAAACUUCUUGCUGGUGCAUGGCGUUUUCUGACCUACUUUGGACGAGAUCUGAUGAUAAGCGCCUUGCUUAUGGAUCCCGUCAUGAGCUACGGCAAUGCCAGUGCCAUGGAGGCUGUACUGGGCUCCGUUUGUGAGCGCAUCAACGCUACCGAUGGUAGUGCUUGCCAUGAAGAGACUAUCGGUGACUACGCGACUUGGCUGCAUCUACAGGAAAAUGUCACCAGCACAACGAUGAUCUGCGACUACAAGAUGGUUGAUACAGACUUUUAUCUCGCGCCUCUCAUGCAAAGCUAUUUCCUGAACAAUCCAGUUGGCCGAACCAGGUGGCAGGCAUUCUCGAGCACCCCCGCUGGUGCCAUCAAUGCUGCAAACAAGAACCACACUUGGGGUCAGUUGGCGCUUCGCACCGCAGAGAAGAUCAUGAAUCAGGCUGCAUUGUUUGCGCACAAUCCUAGCAAAGAGAACCUGGUCCAUUUGAAGCCGGGUGAGAUCGUUGGCGAAUGGAGAGAUAGCACAUACGGUAUCGGAGGCGGCCGAAUCCCAUACGACGUAAACACAGCCUUGAUGCCUGCUGCCCUGCGCGCCAUCGCAGCUUUGUCCCGGGCCGCCAUCUUUCCUGGCUGUCACGGCUGGGCCCAGAAGGCAGACAUAUACGCCCAGAUAUGGGAAGAUGAGACUCUGCAUUUCUUCGAGGUCACUAUUCCCGCCGAAACAGCCAAACAACGUCUUACUUCCUACGCCCAAGCCGGUUACUUCCCCGGCCCCAGCGAAGCAGACACCAUCGACUCCGACGUCGUCUUCCAUGCCCUUGCCCUCGACGGCUACAACAACCUCUCCCAAGUCCAAGUCAUGAACUCGGACGACUGCUUCCGCCACUUCCUCCUCAACACAACCAACCAGUCACAGCUUACCUCCUUCAUCAACCAAACCGCCACCAACGUCCGCCGUACAUUCCCCGCCGGCCUCAACACCGCCGUCGGCAUGCUCAUCGCCAACCCGGCCUACGGCCCCAACGAAGUCUACGCCCGCAACUGGACAACAGGCGCCUACCACGGCACCGUCGUCUGGUCCUGGCAACUCGCAAUGAUGGCCAAGGGCCUAGAACGGCAACUCGGCCGCUGCGACGCGGCCCACCAGAACGCGCGGCCAGACUUUUGCGCCGACAAGGCCGUGUAUAAUAACCUCCGGAGCGCGUAUAAUACCCUCUGGGACGGGAUCGAGGCCAAUAAGGCGUUGUUGAGCGAGGAGGUCUGGUCCUUUGUCUUCAGCGAUGGAAAGUUCACACCCGCGCCGCUGGGGAAUAUCCCUCCCCCUCCGGGUGUGAGUGCGCAGACUGAAUCGGACAUUGUCCAAUUAUGGUCCUUGACGUUUCUGGCCGUCACCCGGAACCAGGUUUUUCGGUGA